CUCUGAGAAAGAAAUAUAUAGUUCAUUCAGCUCCGGUCUGCUUCAUUCACCUUCACUCUGUUCAGUAAGUCAGUGCUGGUGAUGAACAGCAGCAUGUUUCUUGUCUGGACCCUCAGCUCUCUGAUCCUCAGCUACACUCUUGGGCUUCCCAACCCUAAUAGCACAAGCAGUGGAUCUCACGUGGAAUCUUUUCUCAAUGUCACCGAGGGGAACUUCACAGAUAGUGGGACCAAUCAGACCAGGUCAAAUUUCAUUCGCAUGGGGAAAAUCUAUGGCAUCCAAAUAUCUGUUCUUCACAGUCCCAGAUGUCUUUUGCCUACCUGUGGCACGCAUACUCUAGCCCACAAGUUGCAGAUUGGGGAUGAGAAAGCAGGGAAGAGUGCAAGCGACCCAUAUGGGCCUGGGAAAAAAUAAGAGAUACCUCGGAGAAAGAUGGUUACUUUUAUUUGAUUGUUUUCAUUGAAUUGUAAAAUGUCUUUACUUUGAACCAUACUUUGAUUAAAAAAUGCAAACUUUCUUUACACAUUUUAUUAUUCAUGUGAGCAAAUGCAGAAAUAUGUUAGCAACAUCUUGUCACACCAAUAAAGAACACAAUUAUUUUUAUUAAUA
This is a messenger RNA of Carassius gibelio (silver crucian carp), 609 nucleotides long. RefSeq lists its product as uncharacterized. Lineage: Eukaryota; Metazoa; Chordata; Actinopteri; Cypriniformes; Cyprinidae. The transcript has 4 exons. The record is from RefSeq and is a predicted model, not a curated record. Bases 82 to 414 code for a protein of 110 amino acids.